Messenger RNA from Hippoglossus stenolepis (Pacific halibut), 4004 nucleotides. Its product is annotated as D(1) dopamine receptor. The coding region runs from base 820 to 1938 and encodes 372 amino acids. The record is from RefSeq and is a predicted model, not a curated record. Gene Ontology annotation, biological process: adenylate cyclase-activating adrenergic receptor signaling pathway. NCBI's taxonomy places the organism in Eukaryota, Metazoa, Chordata, Actinopteri, Pleuronectiformes, Pleuronectidae. Gene Ontology annotation, molecular function: G protein-coupled receptor activity. Gene Ontology annotation, cellular component: membrane. The transcript has 2 exons.
UCCAACCUCUACUCUCUGCGUAAGAGGCUGACGAUCAUGCUGUGCGUAAAGCAGUGUGGGAGAAGUGGUCGUCUGGGGGCUACACUCACAUGCUCUCACCACUUCUUCUUUUUUGACCUCUUGAAUGGAGCAUAACGUCAGAGCGCCGGUUCAUUGUGACACUGUGAGCCGACGGAGCGCACGGUCUCCGGCCGCAGACGCGCACUGAGGCUGCAAGAGGACGCAGCGGGAGCGGUGAUGGCUGAGUGACAUUUGAAUCCUCCUGUUUGUAUUAUUUAUCCGUGCACAGCAGUCAGCGAUGUGCAGCCCGUCGAGGACAGAGUCGGACUGCUCUUGGGUCUUGUUUCUGUCGAACAUGGAGCCUGGAGUGCCCUUUGGACAGACUUUGCGCUGUGAAGUUGUUACUGUAUGGAGGCGAUCGGACAUUUAUUUUGAAAUAAUACACCAGGCUUCAGCUGUGAGUAAGAGAGCUGCUGUUGGCUUUAAAUAGCAGUAACCUCAAAUUACAGCUGUUUGGGACCUACAAACAGGGCAGAAAGGGGAGCUACUGAGACACUGAGGAAUUAAGUUACUGCUACCUCUUCAACACUGCAGCUCAAAUGAUGUCAGAUCUAAUUUACAAUGUCAGGGGCCAAAUGUCCAACCCAGGAUGCGUUUGCCUCAAACAUCUAAUCUUUCAGCAUGCAUCGUGCAGAGAUGGAGAUUUUUGUGCGAGGCUGCAGCACUGGAGCCUUCUAGAUUGUAAUCCAGUGGUUAUAAUGUAGCACAACUCCUCAGUAUGACUUGAAGGAACUCUCGCCAACCUGCACAUGUUCAGGGAUGGAUCUCACGAACUUUACAACGGUCAUCGACAGUGGGUUUUUGGAUGAGGCACCAUCAAGCCGCGUCCUAACUGGCUGCUUCCUCUCGCUGCUCAUCCUCACCACCUUGCUUGGAAACAUUCUAGUUUGUGCGGCUGUCACCAAAUUUCGACACCUUCGCACAAAAGUGACCAACUUUUUUGUGAUCUCCCUGGCUGUGUCAGACCUCUUGGUUGCCAUCUUGGUGAUGCCGUGGAAGGCGGUGACAGAAAUUGCUGGGUUCUGGCCAUUUGGCUCCUUUUGUGACACCUGGGUGGCUUUUGACAUUAUGUGCUCCACAGCGUCCAUUUUGAACCUUUGUGUGAUAAGCUUGGACCGGUACUGGGCCAUCUCUAGCCCCUUUCGCUAUGAAAGGAAGAUGACACCCAGAGUCGCCUAUGUGAUGAUAAGUGUAGCCUGGACGCUGUCUGUCCUCAUUUCCUUCAUCCCAGUGCAGCUCAACUGGCACAAGGCCCAAACUAAAUCUCACAGAGCUCUCACUGGGUCGUCUGGCUCUUCAGGUUUAAAUGCUACAACUUACCACAGCCCGGAGAACUGUGACUCGAGCCUUAACAGGACCUACGCCAUCUCAACGUCCUUGAUAAGCUUUUACAUUCCUGUCGCCAUAAUGGUGGCAACAUACACCCAGAUCUACCGAAUUGCCCACAGACAAAUUAGGAGGAUAUCUGCCCUGGAGCGAGCAGCUGAAAGUGCCAAAAACAGACAUGAUAGCAUGGGUGGAGGAUCCAGCAUCGCAGAGUCCGAGAGCUCAUUCAAAAUGACAUUCAAGAGGGAGACCAAGGUGCUGAAGACUUUGUCGGUCAUCAUGGGGGUGUUUGUGUGCUGCUGGCUUCCGUUCUUCAUCCUGAAUUGCAUGGUGCCCUUCUGCGAGCAGUCGAGUGGAGGGGAGGCUUUCCCCUGCAUCAGCCCCACCACGUUUGAUGUGUUCGUGUGGUUCGGCUGGGCUAAUUCCUCCCUCAACCCCAUCAUCUACGCCUUCAAUGCAGAUUUCCGCAAGGCCUUUUCCAUCCUGCUGGGCUGCCACAGACUGUAUCCAGGAGGCCACAAUAUAGAGACGGUCAGUCUAAACAAGAAAUGACUCAUGACUCUCUCACAGCACUGACUCAUCCUUAAUGCUAAGAGUCCAAGCAUUCCUGUUGAGGCCGGUCUGAUCAACUUCAAACGAGGACACUGCUCUCUGUGCUAACUCUUUGUGUGACUGAAGGAUACAGUGACCCUCUAUGUACCCGUGUUUGCAUUAGGCGAGAAGCCCACCUGUGUGCAGACAUUCAGACUGAGCUUUCCAUGUUCAUUAUGGUCGCUACACCGUCUUCAAAUUGUAGAAGCUCCAGGAAGAGCAGAGGGGAUUUGGGGUAUUGAGAUUAAGACUCUCUGCUGUUGCGCCAGGGAGCACAGCGGUGCUGACAUGCCUCUGGGAUAGAUAAUCCCAUGACUGGGCUGCACACUCCCUAAUGCUGUCAGACACUGCUCUCUUCAAUACCAUCACACACACGUACCCAAACACAAACACUGUCAAAACAUGCCCCUCUAAAUACAGUGUAGUUGCAGCACUCAGCAUGAACACUACGACAAAUUAUACGACAGCACCCAGAAAUAUUUGUAAUCAUUUUGUUAACAUCCGGGGCUCUGCAAGGGUUCCUUUGGUAAAGCAUCAAACCAAAUCCUAUUUUCACAGAGAGGAACAUGUAGGGUAAAUUCCAUCCACAAGCAACUGUUAUUUAUGUCUCAGAGUUGUUAUUUAUAUAUCAUCAAAAUGAGAUGAUAUCAGUAUAACUUUAAAUUAACUGUCCUCAACAGACUUAAUUUUUUUCACUGCUUGAAAGUGUUUUAUGGAUGAGUUUCUCAUAUUACGUUGUGUCCUGUAAUUUUCAUAGACAACAGCUGAUUACCUCUACUACGGAAUAGACAAAGACCAAAACAAGUUUUCCCUGACUUAUGGUGUCUUUGACUGUAAACUUUGUUUAGAGGCUGAGGCAGAAUUGUAAUUGAAUUUCGUUUGAGUAAAUCCAUUUAUAUUUGAUUUUUAAAGUAAAUUAGUAAAGGAUAAUGCUGGAUUAUUACACAUUGGGUCAUAUUUUUAUAGGUUUGGUUAUCAUUCCUAUUAUCAUUUUACUCCCCAAGCUAAUCACAGAAGAAAUCUGGGAAAUACUGACAUCACCACAAUAAGAUCAAACAAAGUAGUACAAGCAGCCAGACCAUAAGACAAGUCGUAAACCAACAGUUUAGGCAGGAUUAUUGAAGCCACUUUAUUUAGGGAAAAACUGAGAGAGAGCACAUCAAAUAUUUAUCACAAAUAAUCCUUGACUGCGAAAGGAAAAAAUGAAAUACAAACUAAUUUCGUUGAAUGAAUUCUUAACGAACGGUUUGUUCAAGCAUUUCCAUCAGUUGCUUUUAUUUUGUUAGUUUGAAACCUGGGAUCCCGAUUGUCUGACUGCUGGUACCUCAUCUUGUGAGUUGUAUUUUCUUUUAGUGAUGUCAUGUGUUCCAAGGUCCCAGGUCUAAUAUAAAGUUGUAACAUUGAGGACAAUAUGCUGCCUCAUAGUGACAAGUCUCCAGGAAAUCACUUCACCUGGUCAAGGAAAUCUUCCCACAAAACAAAUUAUCUUAAAAUCACAACUUACUGUUUUUAUACUUCAACCAAUUGAGACAUGUUCAUUAGUAAACUUUAGAGGUGCUGCUACAUUUUUAUCAAACCUUUUGACAGAGCAAGCCGAAGCUAAUGUGAAGCUAAUCACUGGUAUCAAACUUCUCAUCUAACUCUGUAAUAUCAUCAAAUGUCUGUUGAAACCCUGAAAAGAAGACCCAGGAAUGAUCCUCUAAAGACAAGUAUUGUCGUGGAAUGUGACCAAGAAGCAAGGACAUCAUUAUCAACCAUUACCUCUGAUUUGGUUUGUACUGUAUUUUGUUUGAGGUACUGACUCACUCUAUCUGGUAUAGCUACAGUGAGCAUUAAUGACAUAAACAAAAGAUGGCGUGUGUACGUGACUGUAAACAAUCUCUUUAGAGUAUUCAGUUGUUAUAGAGGUGUGGCCAGUGCAUUCAUCUUGUUAUAUUAUUUUCAUAACAACUUCAGAUGACAGUAUGUGCUUCAGCCAUGUUGAAAUAUCUCAGUGGACAGCUUAAUAAAAGUGUACUUGUCCAGUU